AUUUCUGUGCCUUUGGUUGACCAUCUUCCUCUUGAUUGUGCAUGAGAAGCACGCUCAAGGGAGUCGCCAGUGGAAGAGCAAGGAUGUCAAUUUCAACACUUUGGGGCAAAAGGAUAACGUCACCAAUUCAAGAGAGAACCGAUUAUUCUCGUUGUUCAGUAUAGUCCAGUUUAAGAAUAGUCCUUGCUCCUCGACGUUAUCUUUCCAGAGUGGAGGUACGAGUUCAGUUAGACGCAAUGGAACUUGUUACACCACAUCGGAGUGUUUAAGUCGGAGUGGAUCUUCUUUUGGAUCUUGCGCCUCAGGAUUUGGCGUUUGCUGCGUGUUCCUGUACUCUGAAAAUGGCGCGACGAUUACUCAAAACUGCUCUUAUAUUCAAAAUCCUGGAUAUCCAGGGACCGUUUCCAAUGGAGGCCAGCUGGCGUACAACAUUCAGAAGUGCUCCAAUGAUGUGUGCUUCCUCCGAUUGGACUUUGAGUUAUUCUCUAUCCAAGGAACCGCAGCCACCACGGAGGAAAACGGGGGUCAAUGUGUAGAUACGUUUGAUGUUACGAUUAACACGGGUCAAAAUAUUCCUCAAAUCUGUGGAGAAAAUGGUGGGCAGCACAUUUACGUGGAUAUCGGUAAUCGCGCAAGCGACACUGCCACCCUCAAUUUCAAUUUGAACGGAGAUAGGUCCAAUCGCAUCUUCGACAUCAAAGUGACGCAGAUUCCAUGUCGCUCCAGAAGUCGGCCCCCAGAAGGUUGCUUGCAGUAUCACACUGGUUUGACAGGGCGAAUGGAAACCUUCAAUUAUCAAGACGACAACGACAACCACUUGGCUAAUCAGGAGUACUCUGUUUGUAUUCGUCAAGAAAGUGGCUUCUGUUGUGUGGAAUAUACGCCUUGCACCAACAUGAACUCAUUCAGCUUGGAUCCUGUCACUGAUGGGGACAUAGAUACGGCCCAAACGGAUUCGGCUUGUACUCAAGAUUAUGUCUCAAUUGCAGCAUCCACUGCCACUUGUUCGUCGGUCCAAGAGCAAGCCAAUAUAGCAAGUAGAUUCUGUGGAACUUUCUUGAGUUCUCAAAAUGGCGCCACGGAGUCUCUACCUGUUUGCGAUUGUACGGCUCCAUUUGAGAUUGGCAUUUACACAGAUGGAAACACGGACAUGGGAGACAUGGUUGCAGGAAAUACCAUUCCUUCCAGAGGAGCCUGCCUCACGUGGAAGCACAUCCCAUGCAACUCUUGUUAAUUCCGGGAAACAAGAAAUACCUGGAAUACCUAAUUUUGAUUACUCGUAAAGUUCUUUCAUAUUUUCUGAUUAUCUGCGUUUUACAACCAACCACUAAAGAAAAUUACUUAAUUUGAAAUGAAAUAUUGCAAUUCUUAUCAUGGCGA
Messenger RNA from Tigriopus californicus, 1380 nucleotides. RefSeq lists its product as uncharacterized. Lineage: Eukaryota; Metazoa; Arthropoda; Copepoda; Harpacticoida; Harpacticidae. The record is from RefSeq and is a predicted model, not a curated record.